This is a messenger RNA of Electrophorus electricus (electric eel), 1092 nucleotides long. Its product is annotated as protein EOLA1. Lineage: Eukaryota; Metazoa; Chordata; Actinopteri; Gymnotiformes; Gymnotidae. The record is from RefSeq and is a predicted model, not a curated record.
CAAGAUCUUUAUUGCACCAGAGAUGGCGCCUAAAGGAUAUGUCGGCGCUAGAUGGCGCUAUUUUAUAUUUACUCAACAUUUAGGGUUGCAGCACCAUCUUUUUUUUUCUUCUUUUUCUUUUCGAGAAAAAGCUUUGCAGUAGGAAGUACAGUGUUCGAACGAACGACAGUACAAUAGCUACCUCAUAAAAUGAUCAACUUUAAAUACAGUGCGAGGCUGGAUUUCUUCCCCCCGAAUGUGGCCAACAGGUCUAAAUUGUAAAUGGGACUUCCAUCAGUUAGCUAUUGAAACGCUGCUUAUGUACGAACAAACACGAAGGAAGUCUUCUGCCUUAAAACGAGUUGUAAGCUCCUUGCGAUAGCCAAUUUGGCUGAAUCCUUUUGCUGAUGAGUACUGUCUUUUAAAAUGUCUUUAAAAGUCGGUUGUUUGUCGUUCAGGCAGCCCUACGCUGGCCUUAUUUUGCAUGGAGUCAAAUCUAUAGAAACGCGGUGGCGACCUCUGCUGGCAGAAAUGAAAAACUGCACCCUAGCGAUACAUAUAGCGCAGAACGACUGGGAAGGCGAUGACUGGAGAAAUAUCCUUACGCAGACGUUACGAAUGAAACACUCGCAAGUUGAAGAGCUUCUGGAGUCCGGGGAAAGGUUUGGGCGUGGUGUUGUAGCAGGUCUUGUGGACGUUGAGGAAACAUGGUAUUGUCCUGAGGAUGUCCCCCCAGAGCAAAUGGGGGAGCUGGAGAAAGCAGCUUGCCUGACAGGACUUGCACAGAAAUAUCUCACGAAACUAUCUAACCCACGCUGGCUCACAGAACCACUGUAUUCUAGAGGACAUAAAACCAUAUGGACAGUAAAUAUCCCAGAUCAUCUACUGCCUCCUGCUCCUGCUGAAUACAAAUAGAGGAAUCUAAAUGCGUUGCUAAUUGGCUUCGGAUGGAUCGUUCAAAUGGAUGAUAUGCCUCUUGUUUAUAAGUUAUGGUUGUUGUUGUUUUUUUGUUCCAUUUUACAUUGGCUCCAAAUAUUAUGAGCAAUGUAUGUGUUUUACUUGAUCAUACCAGACUAGUUUACAGUACCACAAAGUAAAUCAUAGCAAACCCAA